Leptosomus discolor (cuckoo roller) is the source of this 1982-nucleotide messenger RNA. It is a transcript of the gene KLHL41, whose product is annotated as kelch like family member 41. Gene Ontology annotation, biological process: regulation of myoblast differentiation; regulation of myoblast proliferation; regulation of skeletal muscle cell differentiation. The record is from RefSeq and is a predicted model, not a curated record. Gene Ontology annotation, cellular component: sarcoplasmic reticulum membrane; M band; cytoskeleton. Lineage: Eukaryota; Metazoa; Chordata; Aves; Leptosomiformes; Leptosomidae. Gene Ontology annotation, molecular function: protein binding.
AUGGACCUAUAUUUAGCUAGCGAGAUUAAGUUGCAAAGGCUUCAGGCAGGGCAAAGCACAUUGGUCUGCCUUUUUUACAGACAGACCUUUGGGCAGACAACAGCUAAAGCUUUCCGCUCCCUCCCCUUUCCCAACUGUUUGCAAAAUGGAUUCCCAAAGGGAACUCACUGAAGAGCUCAGGCUUUACCAAUCCACCCUUCUUCAGGAUGGCCUCAAGGAACUCCUCGAAGAGAAGAAGUUUAUAGAUUGCUCUCUCAAAGCUGGUGACAGAAGCCUGCCUUGCCACAGAUUGAUUCUGUCGGCAUGUAGCCCUUAUUUUCGUGAGUAUUUCUUAUCUGAGCAAAAUGAAGAGAAAAAGAGGGAGGUAGUUCUAGACAAUGUUGACCCCAAUGUCCUGGAUAUGAUUGUCAAAUACCUUUAUUCAGCAAGUAUUGAUCUUAAUGAUGCUAACGUGCAAGAUAUUUUUGCUUUGGCCAGUCGCUUUCAGAUCCCUUCUGUGUUCACUGUGUGCGUCUCCUAUCUUCAGAAGAGGCUUGCUGUUGGGAACUGUUUGGCCAUCCUUCGGUUAGGUGUUCUGCUUGAUUGCCCACGACUUGCAUUUUCUGCCCGUGAUUUUGUUUCAGAUCAUUUUGUGCAGAUCUGCAAAGAAGAGGACUUCAUGCAGCUUGCCCCGCAUGAACUUAUCUCAGUCAUUUCACCUGACAGCUUAAAUGUAGAGAAGGAAGAACUGGUAUUUGAAGCAGUAAUGAGGUGGGUCCGAACGGACAAGGAGAACAGAGUAAAGAGCCUGGGGGAAAUUUUUGACUGCAUACGUUUUCGUCUUAUGCCAGAAAAAUAUUUCAAAGAACAUGUCGAGAAGGAUGAUAUCAUUAAAAGCAACUCAGACCUUCAGAAAAAAGUAAAGAUCAUUAAGGAUGCUUUUGCUGGGAAACUGCCCGACCCUAGCAAAAGUACAGAAAAGUCAACCAAAGGGGAGGUGAAUGGCGAUGUAGGAGAUGAAGAUUUACUUCCUGGCUACCUAAAUGACCUUCCCAGGCACGGCAUGUUUGUCAAAGACCUGAUUCUUCUGGUUAACGACACUGCUGCAGUAGCUUAUGAUCCUCUUGAAAAUGAAUGCUACCUAGCAGCCCUGGCAGAACAGAUUCCCAGAAAUCAUUCCAGUAUAGUCACCAAACAAAAUCAGGUCUACAUUGUUGGAGGACUGUAUGUGGAAGAGGAGAACAAGGAUCAGCCUUUCCAGUCAUACUUCUUCCAGCUGGAUAGCAUCGCUGGCGAGUGGGCUGCCCUUCCUCCUCUGCCAUCAGCCAGGUGCCUCUUCGGGCUGGGAGAGUCGGACAACAAGAUCUAUGUAAUUGCAGGCAAGGACCUUCGCACUGAGGAGUCUCUAGAUUCAGUAUUGUGCUAUGAUCCCGUGGCAAUGAAAUGGGGCGAGAUCAAAAAACUGCCCAUCAAAGUAUAUGGCCAUGCUACUAUCUCAAACAAUGGAUUGAUAUAUUGUCUUGGCGGAAAAACUGAUGAUAAGAAAUGCACUAAUAGGCUGUUUGUAUACAAUCCCAAGAAAGGAGACUGGAGAGACCUGGCUCCAAUGAAAGUGGCUCGCUCAAUGUUUGGAACAGCUAUCCAUAAGGGCAAGAUUGUCAUUGCAGGUGGUGUCACUGAAGAAGGCCUUACUGCAUCUGUUGAAGCUUUUGAUCUGACCACCAAUAAGUGGGAGAUUAUGCCUGAAUUUCCCCAGGAGAGAAGUUCCAUCAGUUUAGUCACCUUAAGCGGAGCUUUGUAUGCUAUUGGAGGCUUUGCGAUGAUUCAGCUUGAAUCUAAAGAAUUUGCACCCAGUGAAGUCACAGACAUAUGGAAGUAUGAUGAUGAAAAGAAGGAAUGGAUUGGCAUACUGAAAGAGAUCCGAUAUGCCACUGGAGCCUCCUGCCUGGCUACACGCUUAAACCUCUUCAAGUUAUCAAAAUUGUAAACAAAAUGCUGGAAAA